Molecule: messenger RNA, 4654 nt
Organism: Struthio camelus australis
Lineage: Eukaryota; Metazoa; Chordata; Aves; Struthioniformes; Struthionidae
Product: multiple epidermal growth factor-like domains protein 10
Biological process (GO): apoptotic cell clearance
Molecular function (GO): Notch binding
Source: RefSeq, a predicted model, not a curated record
GAAAUAUUCUGAAGAUUUGAAGUCUGAAUGUGUGAGUACUCAGAGAGGGAGCUGAGUCAGAGCUGAUUCACCUGUUACUGGCCUGAAGGACUAAAAGGAUGGUGGUCCACACUGAUGUGGAAGGCACACAGAAGGGAGAAGAGUAGUACGGCUGCAGCAAACCAAAGCUCAUAUCCCAAGGAGAGGUCACCUUUUCGAGAAGAUGGUUCUUCAUUUGAAUUGCUUUUUUGGCUUCUCUGUUGUACUUCUAUACCAUUGGAUGGGGUCAACUUUACCUUUGAAUCUUGAGGAUCCAAAUGUGUGUAGCCACUGGGAAAGUUAUUCAGUUACAGUGCAAGAGUCAUAUCCACAUCCUUUUGAUCAAAUUUACUACACCAGUUGUACUGACAUCCUAAACUGGUUCAAGUGCACGCGACACAGAAUCAGUUACCGUACCGCCUACAGACAUGGUGAAAAGACAAUGUACAGACGUAAAUCCCAGUGCUGUCCUGGAUUUUAUGAGAGCAGGGAAAUGUGUGUCCCUCACUGUGCUGAUAAAUGUGUCCACGGUCGGUGUAUUGCUCCAAACACCUGUCAGUGCGAGCCUGGCUGGGGAGGACCCAACUGCUCCAGUGCAUGUGACAGUGACCACUGGGGACCUCACUGCAGCAGCCGUUGCCAGUGCAAAAAUGGAGCCUUAUGCAACCCCAUCACUGGAGCCUGCCACUGUGCAUCGGGUUUCAAAGGCUGGCGCUGUGAGGAACGCUGUGACCAAGGGACAUAUGGAAAUGAUUGCCAUCAAAAAUGUCAGUGUCAAAACGGAGCCACCUGUGACCACGUGACUGGAGAGUGCAGAUGUCCUCCUGGAUACACUGGUGCCUUCUGUGAGGACCUCUGCCCGCCGGGGAAGCACGGGCGGCAAUGCGAGGAGAGGUGCCCUUGCCAGAAUGGAGGAGUGUGCCACCACGUCACCGGCGAGUGUGCCUGCCCUCCCGGAUGGAUGGGCACGGUCUGUGGUCAGCCUUGUCCUGAGGGUCGUUAUGGGAAAAACUGUUCCCAGGAGUGUCAGUGCCACAAUGGAGGGACCUGUGACUCGGCAACGGGGCAAUGCCAUUGCAGCCCAGGUUACACGGGUGAACGAUGCCAAGAUGAGUGUGCAGUGGGAACCUUUGGAGUACAAUGUGCUGAGACCUGCCAGUGUAUGAACGGUGGGAAAUGCUACCAUAUUAGUGGUGCGUGUCUCUGUGAACCAGGAUAUACGGGAGAGCACUGUGAAACGAGGCUUUGCCCUGAGGGAGUUUAUGGUCUCAAGUGUGACAAAAAGUGUCCCUGUCACUUGCCCAAUACCUGGAGCUGCCACCCUAUGUCUGGGGAAUGCUCCUGCAAGCCAGGCUGGUCUGGGCUCUACUGCAAUGAGACGUGUUCGCCGGGAUUCUACGGCAAGUCUUGUCAGCAGAUUUGCAGCUGCCAAAACGGUGCCGACUGCGACAGUGUGACUGGAAAAUGCAUCUGUGCCCCUGGAUUUAAGGGUGCUGAUUGUGGUACUCCUUGUCUUCCGGGAACAUAUGGAGUAAACUGUUCUUCUGUGUGCAACUGCAAAAAUGAAGCUAUCUGUUCAGCAGUGGAUGGUUCUUGUACCUGCAAAGCGGGUUGGCAUGGUGUAGAUUGUUCGAUAAAUUGCCCCAGUGGUACCUGGGGACUUGGCUGUAACUUGACUUGCCAGUGCCUCAACGGAGGGGCUUGCAAUGCUCUGGACGGAACCUGUACCUGUGCUCCCGGCUGGAGAGGAGAAAAAUGUGAACUCCCUUGCCAGGACGGCACGUAUGGUAUGGAUUGUGCUGAGCGCUGUGACUGCAGCCAUGCAGAUGGGUGUCAUCCUACCACAGGUUACUGCCGCUGCCUACCAGGAUGGUCAGGCAUACACUGUGACAGUGUGUGCGCAGAGGGACAGUGGGGCCCAAACUGCUCGUUGUCUUGUUACUGCAAAAACGGAGCUUCGUGCUCUCCCGAUGAUGGCAUCUGUGAGUGCGCGCCAGGAUACAGAGGCACCACUUGUCAGAGAAUUUGUUCCCCUGGGUUUUAUGGACACCGUUGCAGCCAGACAUGCCCCCAGUGUGUGCACAGCAGUGGUCCCUGCCACCACAUUACUGGACUAUGUGACUGCUUACCUGGAUUUACAGGAGCCCUUUGUAAUGAAGUGUGUCCCAGCGGCAGAUUUGGCAAGAACUGCAUUGGAAUCUGCACCUGUACCAAUAACGGCACGUGUAAUCCUAUCGACAGGUCUUGUCAGUGCUACCCUGGCUGGAUUGGUAGUGACUGCUCUCAGCCUUGUCCACCUUCCCACUGGGGUCCCAACUGCAUCCACACGUGCAACUGCCACAACGGAGCUUACUGCAGUGCCUAUGACGGGGAGUGCAAAUGUACCCCGGGAUGGACUGGCCUUUACUGUACCCAAAGAUGUCCCCUAGGGUUUUACGGGAAGGAUUGUGCCUUGAUUUGCCAAUGUCAGAACGGAGCCGACUGCGACCACAUAACGGGGCAGUGUACCUGCCGCACAGGAUUCAUGGGGAAACACUGUGAGCAGAAAUGCCCUCAAGGUACCUAUGGGUAUGGAUGCCGGCAGUUAUGCGACUGUCUGAACAACUCCACGUGUGACCACAUUACAGGAACAUGUUACUGCAGCCCAGGCUGGAAGGGGGCCAGGUGUGAUCAAGCUGGUGUAAUUAUAGUGGGAAACUUGAACAGCUUAAGCCGUACCAGCACUGCCAUCCCUGCUGAUUCGUACCAGAUAGGGGCUAUAGCAGGCAUCAUCAUUCUUGUCCUGGUUGUGCUUUUCCUGCUAGUGCUGUUCAUCAUUUACAGACACAAGCAGAAAGGGAAAGAAACACAUAUGCCCGCAGUGACCUAUACCCCUGCUAUGCGGGUCAUCAAUGCAGAUUACACCAUUGCAGAAACCAUGCCUCAUGGUAACGGUGGAAAUGCUAACAGUCACUACUUCUCCAACCCUAGUUACCAUACUCUAACACAGUGUACCACCCCACCUCAUGUCAACAACAUGGACAGACUGACCCUGGCAAAGUCAAAAAACAACCAGCUGUUUGUCAAUCUUAAAAAUGUGGAACCUGGAAAACGAGGCACCGUCAUGGACUACACGGGAACGCUGCCUGCAGACUGGAAACACGGUGGUUACCUCAAUGAGCUUGGUGCUUUUGGACUUGAUAGGGGAUAUUUGGGAAAAUCCCUGAAAGAUCUGGUGAAGAACUCAGAAUACAAUUUAAGUAAUUGCUCUUUAAGUAGUUCUGAAAACCCAUAUGCUACUAUAAAAGACCCACCAGCUCUUGUACCAAAAAAUUCAGAAUGUGGAUACGUUGAAAUGAAGUCACCAGCACGCAGGGAUUCCCCAUACGCCGAAAUUGCCAACUCGGCUUCAGCCAAUAAGAAUGUUUAUGAAGUUGAACCUACGGUGAGUGUUGUCCAGGGAGCGUUCAGUAACAGUGGACAUUUCAGCCAGGAUCCUUAUGAUCUUCCAAAAAACAGCCACAUUCCAUGUCAUUAUGACUUGCUACCAGUGCGAGAUAGCCCCACGUCCUCUACGAAGGAGGUCGGCAGCGAAUGACCCUGAAAGCUAAUGUGUAGCACAGUGGGACUCUCGAGGAGAACAGUGGCGUGGUUUAUGCCCUUUCCUCUAAUUUACCAUCAUAUUUGGCUCCUAAUCUGUCCAGUAGACAAUUGCUAUACAUUAACCGGGAAUCUCAAGAUGAGGUUUGUAUUGUAUGUACAAGGGACAGAUGGACAGAUGCUGCAUAGGAGAUCCUGAUCAGUGGGGGUUUUUUUGUUUGUUUUUUGGGAUUUUUUUGGCAGCAGUUAAUUUUAUAGAGACAGGUAUGCAGCACAUUUACACUGUAAUCUGCUGGCUUAAAAAUAGUAGUUUGCAGAUCAAUUCUGGUAACAGCUCUCGUUUCAGCUACUUUAAAUAUGGACUUCAUGUUUGUGAUUUACUUUGUCAUGUUUCAGAGUAGAAAUACUCCCAGGACAGUGCAGUUUACCAAAUGCCACUUUGUACAGGUGAUCUGAUUCCUAGUUACAUAGAAGAAAAACUGUGUUGCCAAAACUUACCUUCCAUUCUGAUCUUUAGUCAAGACAUUAAGUAACAAGAUCUGAUGGGAUAUAGCAAGGCCCAAUACUGCAAUUGUUUGGGAAAACUAUCAUCAGAUUUUGGUCUGUUACUGGUUACGGGAAUACCUUGCUUUUGAAUAGUUUUGAAGAUGAUAAAAGCAUUACAUACGUCAGUAUUAUGUGAUGCCUCAAGGUCACUGGGUUCUCUAGGCCCAGCACCAGUCCUCAGCAAAUCAUUUGCUACGUUUCAAAUCCAUAUGUUGCAGUUCUGACCACUGUUUCUGCCAUAUACAACCAAUAAUGCAUAACAUAUCAGUAACUACUUCGUAAAAUAUGUAAAAUAAAUCAGUUUAUUUUUGUCGGCAUGGACUGAGAGUGAAAGGACAAAGAUGAUGAACGCUGUAAAUCUGAAGUGCAAGGAAAGGUUUAAAUUUUAUAAACAGGUAGUAAUAUGGACUGUAAUAUAGGAUAAAAAUAGUAAAAUGUUCUGUUUUUUUUUUCUUCGAAACAACUAAGCAAUCUCUGUGCAUAUUUGCUGAAAAGGAACAUUUUCUUUUUU